Molecule: messenger RNA, 1035 nt
Organism: Juglans microcarpa x Juglans regia
Lineage: Eukaryota; Viridiplantae; Streptophyta; Magnoliopsida; Fagales; Juglandaceae
Exons: 1
Coding region: 1-1035 (344 amino acids)
Source: RefSeq, a predicted model, not a curated record
AUGGCCUCCAACGAUCCUCCCCCACCACCUCCUCCUCCCACCAAAUACACAAAUCUUGCAGACCCACAAAAUCCCUGUCGGCUCGAAACAUCUGAUAACCCAGGAACCAUCCUCGUCACCGAUCUUGUUCAUGUUGAAAAUUUUUCCACCUGGUCUCGUUCACUCCAACGUGCUCUUCGCGCAAAGAACAAGAUCGGUUUUCUCAAUGGAACACUCAGCAAACCUUCAAACCCGGCUGACCCUCUAGUUGACCUCUGGGAUAGAUGCAACGAUAUGGUUGUAUCUUGGAUCCAGAAUUCUAUAAGCCUUCCCCUACGCUCUUCGCUAGCCUUUGUUGACGAUGCCCAUGAUAUAUGGACUGAGUUACAAGAACGUUUCUCCCCACAAAAUGGACCCCGAAUCUAUGAACUUAAGAAAACCUUGGUUAAUUUGUCUCAGGAAAAUGAUAUUGUGAAUGGCUAUUACGGCAAACUCAAGUCCCUUUGGGAUGAACUAUCCAUCCAUGACCCACUACAUGUUUGUUCUUGUGGCUCAACCAAAACUCUCUCUGACCGCUACCAACGCGAUUGCGUGAUUCAGUUCCUAAUGGGUCUCAACGACUCCUACUCCAACGUCCGGGACCAGAUAAUGCUCAUUGACCCAUUACCUUCAGUCACCAAGGUAUUCUCGUAUAUCAAGCAGCAAGAACGACAUCGAAUGGUUACUUCCUCAAUUCCCCACCCAGAUUCUAUUACUCUAGUCUCUCGGAAACCAUCCCCUAACCCACCUUCUAAUUCUGGCAAUAAAGAUAAGCCUUAUUGUACACACUGCAAGAUUACUGGUCACACUUUGCAAACAUGCUUCAAAUCUGGAAACGCCGUUGCUCCAGUCUGCACCCAUUACGAGAUGACAUGCCACACCAUGGAACGUUGCUACAAACUCCAUGGGUACCCUCCAGGGCAUAAAAUGCACAAACCACGUGGGAAUGCCGUGUCCUUUGAUUCCCCUGUUUCUUGCAAUCAACCUGAUUCCAGUAAUUUCUUGACAAAGGAGUAG